Molecule: messenger RNA, 1686 nt
Organism: Rotaria sp. Silwood1
Lineage: Eukaryota; Metazoa; Rotifera; Eurotatoria; Philodinida; Philodinidae
Source: the annotation of a GenBank genome assembly
AUGAUAACAACAUUGGAAACAAUACCAAAUGAAAUUCUUCUUAUGAUAUUUUCUCAUUUAUCAUGGUUUGAAUUAUUAAUGUCUUUAUCGUCAUUGAAUAAACGCUUUGAUCGGCUGAUAUGUUCUAUUCUCUCAAAAAUUGAUAAUAAAUCAAAUAAUGGUCUUGUUAUUAUUAACCCUGGUUUAUCAUAUAAUAAAUGUAAUUCAAUAUUAUUACCAUUAAUUUCUAAUCCAUUGUUACCAUUUGCUUCUUGUAUUCGACGUAUUCAUUUUGAUGGGACAAUUUGUAAUGAUUCUGAUUUAAGUUAUAAAUGGCUUUUUGAUAAUGAUAAAAAAAUUCUUCAUUUUCCAAAUCUUAAAUCACUUAUACUUACUCGUUGUUUAUUGGUACAACCUUUAAUUAAAAGUCUACCUAUACUUAUUAAAUAUCAACUUGAUGAACUUAUAUUAACAUUUGAUAAAGAUAUUAUUACAUUACUUCGAUAUCCAAAUGGAUUAUCGGCAAUGGAUUUACGUACAGAAAAGUUAAUUAUGCUUGAAGAAUUAAUUCGUAAACUUUUCUCUAAUCAAUCUCGUCUCAUUUCACUUCAACUUGAUAUUGCCUGCGAUGAUUCUUAUGCUAAUCUUCAUCGAUGUUUAGAACCUCAUAUCACUCUUGCUUUUUUUUCAAUUUUUACGCGUCGACCAUCUUGUUUGACUCUUCGUCGUUUAUAUAUUCAUAUUAAAUAUACAUGUUUUCUUGAACGUCUUAUUGAAUAUGUUCCUGUUCUUCAACAAUUAUCGGUACCAAAACUAGAAAGUUUUACUCUGAAAACUUUCGUUGAUAAUGAUUCAGAAUUUGCUUAUUUGAAGUGGAUUCUAAACAAUCUUAAUCAUAUUAAAAAAUUGAAAAUUCAUUUGAAAAGUGACACAUUAUAUGAAACAAAUAAAGCUAUUUGGAAAUCUGUUAUUGAUGCAAAUUUUAUUCAGCGAUAUUGUUUGCCUGAUGAAGUAAUUAAUUUAAGAAAUUUUGAUUUUUAUAUUUUUUCCAAAUGUAACGUACCAAUGAUUGAUAUUGAGGAAAUAAUUAAUUCAUUUAAAAUUCAUCCGUUUUUUGUUGAUCAUCAAUGGACAAAUAUUAAAUGUUUUUUUGAUUCAAUAACUUCUUAUCAACAUCUUACCUCUUCUCUCAAUUAUACACCUCGAUUUUCCAAUAAUUUAAUUAACGAGAGAGAUCUUUUCAAUUGGCCACAAACACGAUAUGUUUGGAUGGAUUUACAGCCAUCUCUUUAUUUAUUUCUUGAACAAUUUAGUGAAUUAUUUCCUAAUGUUUCUUGUAUCAAACUUCAUAUGGGGAAUUAUGAUGAAUCAAUUGAUCGAAUUAAAGCACGUGCAAAAGUCCUCGCUCAUCUUAUUUCAAUGCCUGUUCAACUCAAAGAUCUUCGAGCAUUUGAUGAACUAAGAAAAAAUGCACUGAAUACUGUUCAAUAUGCCGAAUUUAGGAUUCCUAGUUGUCAUCGUGGUUCAAACGAAUCGAUUCGUAUUGGUCAAAAUCUUGUACCUUUUCUUAGUACUUAUAUGUCUAAUUUACAAACAUUACGUCUUUGGCGUCUAGAUGAUUUUCCAUGGACAUCUAUUCGACCAGAUUAUAAUAAACAUAUAUAUUCUUAUUCACGUUUAGUCAAUCAAUGGUAUAAGCCACUUUAA